AUGUCGUCGCGGAAGCGCUUCUCGCUGCCGGUGGUGCUCGCCUUCCUCCUCGCGCUAAUCUUCCUCGCCGGCACAGGCUUCACGGUUCAUCACAAGGAUCAUAGUAACCUGACAUCAGGCUCACGAACGGGCAAAGUUUCUGAAGAUCCCGGAGCAGUCUCGCGUAAACUGCUACGCAUAGUCCAUGGAGCGAAACAAGCCAAGAAGGAGCCGUCGGGCGGCAAGGCUUUGCCGAGGGGCAUCGUGCACGGCACGUCCAACCUCGAGAUGGUGUCCAUGGUCGGCGACCCUGAGAAUCAGCACGGUGGCUCCUCGUCUUCGAAGAGCCUCUUAGCGAUCCCGGUAGGCAUCAAGAACAAGGCCGCCGUCGACAAGCUCGUCUCCAAGUUCCCGGCGGACAGAUUCACCUUGAUGGUCUUCCACUACGACGGCGCCGGGGAGGAUCAGUGGGAUGACCUCGAGUGGUCGCGCCGCGCGGUGCACGUGUCGGCGCGCGGCCAGACCAAGUGGUGGUUCGCCAAGCGGUUCCUGCACCCCGACAUUGUCGCCGAGUACGACUACGUCUUCCUGUGGGACGAGGACGUCGAGGUGGACGCCUUCGACCCUGUCCGGUACCUCGACAUCGUCAAGAGAGAAGGGCUUGAGGUAUCUCAGCCGGCGCUCGACCGCCAGUCCGAGAUCCACCACGGCAUCACGGCGCGUGCAACAACCAACGGAGGAGGCGACGUGCACCGGAGGUUCUACAAGGCGGCUUCGGCCUUGGGAGGAGGAGGGUGCGACGACAGCAGCACGGGGCCGCCGUGCACGGGGUGGGUGGAGAUGAUGGUGCCGGUCUUCUCCCGCGCGGCGUGGCGCUGCAGCUGGGGCAUGGUCCAGAACGACCUCGUGCACGCCUGGGGCCUCGACUACAAGCUUGGCUACUGCGCGCAGGGUGACCGGACGCUCAAGGUCGGCGUCGUUGACAGCGAGUACGUCCUACACAGGGGAGUCCCCAUGCUCGGCGGCACCGAAGGGAAGGGUGCGGCUUUCCGGGCUGCCGUGAGGAGGAGAUCGCAUGCUGAGAUGCAGAUUUUCGAUAGGAGAUGGAAGGAAGCUGCAGCCAACGACGCGUCCUGGACAGACCCUUACCAGUAG
This is a messenger RNA of Lolium rigidum, 1134 nucleotides long. RefSeq lists its product as uncharacterized. The record is from RefSeq and is a predicted model, not a curated record. The transcript has a single exon. Lineage: Eukaryota; Viridiplantae; Streptophyta; Magnoliopsida; Poales; Poaceae. The coding region runs from base 1 to 1134 and encodes 377 amino acids.